AUGUCGACUUCAUCGGCCGGACAUGAGGAGGAGCGAAAGCCGCUGAUGGAGGAGUUCUACCGGCAGCGGCGGAUUCUGCUCGGCUGCACCAUGCUUAUAGGCGUCGCUGUGAUAGUAUGGAUCAUUGCCAUCUCAACCGAUCAUUGGUUCAUCGUAACAGGUGGUCAAGGAAUCUUCAUACCAGACACCAGACGCUACUUCAAAUCGUCACAUUCAGGGCUGUGGAAGAUAUGUCGGUACGGUGUGACACCCACCGUGCUAGCCAUCUCGAAUGCGACCCGCAAUUUCACCACGCUAUCGUACAUCAACGAGAACCGGAUCGCCAACAUGAAAAAGACAAUAGCCAAGGAGGACUACAUUCAGAGCUUCCUCGCGGAAGACCUGCGGGUAGAUAAUCUGACCGAUAUCGAUGACAACUUCCGGCGGCACCUAUUCGCCAGCUGGAUUACUGAUAACACGGACUACUUCAGCGAGCUGAAAAACGUGUACCACGAGCUUACGGCUCGGCACAGCCAGCAGGAGAGCGUUUCAGUGCAAAAGCUGAAAAACCCGCCACUUAUGAUGCUGGAUCCAACGGAUAUCAGCUCGCUGAAGCAAACGGUUGGCGUUUCCGGUGCGCUGACAACGGUGACAAUCAACUCGACCGAGAUUAACAUCCUGGUGCCGCAGACAUUACGGGAAGCCCUGUUCGACGAGUGGGAGCACAAGGCGGGCGUGGUGUACCUGCUGUGGAGCUUUUCGAAAGCAAUGGCCAUUCAACCGUUCAUCACUAGCGCCGACGGUACCAAAUAUAUCAUUCGGCCGCCGCUGCCACCGAAGAAGGGCCGCAUUGGCAAUGGAUAUGAGUACGUUCCGUUCAAGAAAUGCAAGCUUCACGAUCUUUUCCCCACAGAUGAAGACAUCCGACAAGAUCCGUCCAUCGACGAUGAAAUAUUAGAGAGAGGAGAUCCUUUCUACGUUUCCGAAUUCAAAUCCCAAGAUUACAGCCGCACGGAAGCAUCGUUCGCUUGCAUCACGCUUUUCAUCAUGGCGAUGGGAUUCGUGUUCUCCGUGUACACCUUCAUGAAUCCGCGCUACAUGUUCAAACGGCUAGCAGGUGGCAUACAUUUCAUUUCGGCGUCUACAAGUAUUGUGGUAAUUCAGGUUCUCAUAGCAUCAGUGGAGUACGAAAAGGAAAACAUUUCUUACACCUUCCCGAAAGGCGCGAAGUAUAGCUGGGGUUACGGCUUCUACCUCGCUUGGGCCGUGUUCCUGUUCAAUCUGUACGCCGGUCUGGCCUUCAUGUGGUAUUCGAAAAAGAAGAAGGGCAACAAGGCAGCCACCGAAGAACUGGGAAUGGCCGAUGAACCGAUCAAUAUCGGACGGUAA
Sabethes cyaneus is the source of this 1368-nucleotide messenger RNA. RefSeq lists its product as uncharacterized. The transcript has 7 exons. The record is from RefSeq and is a predicted model, not a curated record. Gene Ontology annotation, cellular component: plasma membrane. Lineage: Eukaryota; Metazoa; Arthropoda; Insecta; Diptera; Culicidae. Bases 1 to 1368 code for a protein of 455 amino acids.